Molecule: messenger RNA, 570 nt
Organism: Mucor velutinosus
Lineage: Eukaryota; Fungi; Mucoromycota; Mucoromycetes; Mucorales; Mucoraceae
Exons: 3
Coding region: 1-570 (189 amino acids)
Biological process (GO): intracellular protein transport; membrane organization; vesicle organization
Cellular component (GO): endoplasmic reticulum exit site; COPII vesicle coat
Molecular function (GO): GTPase activity; GTP binding
Source: RefSeq, a predicted model, not a curated record
AUGUUCAUCAUCAACUGGUUCUACGAUGUACUGGCUUCAUUGGGCCUACUAAACAAGAAUGCAAAAAUUCUGUUCUUAGGAUUAGAUAACGCUGGCAAAACUACCCUGCUUCACAUGCUCAAAAGCGACCGGUUAGCAACAUUGCAACCAACAUUGCAUCCCACAUCUGAGGAAUUAUCUAUUGGAAAUGUGAGAUUUACCACAUACGAUCUGGGUGGUCAUCAACAAGCUCGUAGACUCUGGAGAGAUUACUUUCCCGAAGUGAAUGGUAUUGUAUAUUUGGUGGAUAGUGCAGAUCACGAGAGAUUUGCAGAAGCAAAGCAAGAAUUGGAUGCCCUUUUGUCCAUUGAGCAAUUAAAUAAUAUACCAUUCCUGAUUCUUGGCAACAAGAUUGAUGCUCCUGGCGCUGUAAGCGAAGAAGCACUUCGUCAACAGUUGGGCCUCUUCCAAACAACAGGAAAAGGAAAUGUACAUCUAAGCAAUAUUAGACCUAUGGAGCUAUUUAUGUGCUCAAUCGUAAUGAGACAGGGUUAUGGAGAUGGAUUCCGUUGGCUAUCGCAAUACGUAUAA